GCUGAUUCCAAAAAUAAUAAAUGGUGGUAUAGCAGGCAUUAUUGGUGUGUCAUGCGUUUUUCCACUAGAUCUGGUGAAAACACGAUUGCAGAAUCAACAGAUAGGUCCGAACGGCGAAAAAAUGUACAAAUCCAUGUUUUGUUGUCCACAAGACGGGUCAUGUUCUCCUUAAAGUCAUUAUUUGCUUGCUCAUCUUUGUAUCAACAGAUUGCAAUGAUCCAACAUAUACAUAUAAGUUUAAAAUUAACAAAUAAAGCUAAAGCACUAACACUAUAAAUAGUUGAUGACACAGCAUUACAAAGCAGCUUUUUUAAGCAGCGAGAUAGAAGAGAAAAGUGGAUAUGAAGAUGGAAGAAGAAGGUUAGUUGAGGGAGAAGUGAGUGAGCGUGGGCGAACAACGGAGUUAGAACCGGCAUGUAGAUCUAAUUAGUGAACAAACAAAUGGUGGAAGAUGGAGAAAAUGAGAGAAAGGACGAACGGGUUUGAUUGUUUUAAGAAGACAUAUAAAGCGGAAGGAUACUUUGGAAUGUAUCGUGGCUCGGCUGUUAAUAUUCUUCUCAUCACACCCGAAAAAGCAAUCAAAUUAGCUGCCAAUGACUUUUUCAGAUUCAAUCUAACCACUACAGAUGGGAAAUUGCCGAUCUUUCGACAAAUGUUAGCUGGAGGGCUGGCUGGUUUAUGCCAAAUUGUAAUAACUACGCCGAUGGAACUACUAAAAAUUCAAAUGCAAGAUGCGGGACGUGUUGCUGCUCAGGCUAAAGAUGCAAGUAAAUCAAUUCUCAAACCUUCUGCAACUCAAAUUGCCAUGGAUUUGGUAAGGACGAAUGGAAUCAUCGGGUUGUAUAAGGGUACAGGAGCUACUAUGCUGCGUGAUGUAUCCUUUUCAGUCGUAUAUUUCCCAUUGUUUGCUGCACUAAACGAUUUCGGACCUCGAAAGUCCGAUGGGUCAGGGGAAGCUGUGUUUUGGUGUUCGUUUCUUAGCGGAUGUGUAGCUGGAUCUUUGGCCGCAUUGGCCGUAAACCCUUUCGAUGUAAUUAAAACUAGGCUUCAGGCUAUUAAAAAAGCGGAAGGAGAAAUGCAAUUCAAUGGCAUUGCAGAUUGCAUCAGGAAAACUUUUGUCAACGAGGGACCUCAAGCGUUUUUCAAAGGAGGAUUUUGCCGUAUGAUCGUAAUUGCUCCAUUGUUUGGAAUAGCUCAAAUGAUAUAUUUCUUGGGAGUAGCUGAAUCAAUAUUAGGAAUCACCCAGAAGAAGGUGUAAGAAUAGUCAAAAGCAUUUUUUUCUGUGCGUUUUAUAAACGAAAAUUGUAGUAUGAAAUACUUUGUGUAAUCACGUCUAUAGUAAAAUCCUAAACUUUGACAAUAUAAAUGGUGAUGAUUAAAA
Molecule: messenger RNA, 1381 nt
Organism: Malaya genurostris
Lineage: Eukaryota; Metazoa; Arthropoda; Insecta; Diptera; Culicidae
Product: mitochondrial glutamate carrier 1-like
Exons: 7
Coding region: 452-1258 (268 amino acids)
Biological process (GO): L-glutamate transmembrane transport; malate-aspartate shuttle; aspartate transmembrane transport
Molecular function (GO): L-glutamate transmembrane transporter activity; L-aspartate transmembrane transporter activity
Source: RefSeq, a predicted model, not a curated record